This is a messenger RNA of Onychostoma macrolepis, 2809 nucleotides long. It is a transcript of the gene alg3, whose product is annotated as ALG3 alpha-1,3- mannosyltransferase. Gene Ontology annotation, cellular component: endoplasmic reticulum. The coding region runs from base 62 to 1366 and encodes 434 amino acids. Gene Ontology annotation, molecular function: dol-P-Man:Man(5)GlcNAc(2)-PP-Dol alpha-1,3-mannosyltransferase activity. Lineage: Eukaryota; Metazoa; Chordata; Actinopteri; Cypriniformes; Cyprinidae. The record is from RefSeq and is a predicted model, not a curated record. The transcript has 9 exons.
GUGUUUCCGAAUACGGCACACGCUUGUGAUUGAAUCCGCUGACUUCACCAAGACGGCCAACAUGGCGGGAGGAAAGAAAAAAUCCUCUUCUCUACCAUCAAAAAUUCAGAAAACUCUUUCCUCCACAUGGCAGGACAAACACACGGUGUUGUUUAAAGCAGAGUACACGUUCUUGGUCACGGCUGUCCUUUGGUUCCUUGAAGUUGGGAUUAACAUAUGGGUGAUCCAAAAAGUUGCAUAUACAGAGAUCGACUGGAAGGCGUAUAUGGAUGAGGUGGAGGGAGUUAUUAACGGCACAUAUGACUACACACAGCUGAAGGGCGACACAGGGCCGCUGGUGUAUCCAGCUGGUUUUGUGUAUGUAUUCACUGGGCUGUAUUAUCUUACUGAUCAUGGACAGAAUAUUCGUUUGGGUCAGUAUGUGUUUGCUGUGUUCUACCUCAUCACCCUCCUGCUUGUGUUCCGCAUUUACCAUCGCACCAAAAAGGUUCCUCCAUAUGUGUUCUUCUUCGUCUGCUGUGCUUCAUAUCGGAUUCACUCCAUCUUCAUCUUGCGUCUCUUUAAUGAUCCAGUGGCCAUGAUGCUGCUAUUCGGAGCCAUCAAUCUCUUCCUGGAUGGCCGCUGGACUCUAGGAUGUGCCCUCUACAGUUUAGCUGUGUCUGUGAAGAUGAAUGUUCUGCUCUUCGCUCCUGGUCUCCUCUUCCUCCUCCUGUGUGAGUUUGGUCUAUGGAAAACUUUACCUAAACUCGCUCUCUGUGCUGUAAUUCAGCUGGUAUUGGGACUGCCGUUCCUCUUGGUGAACCCGCUCGGCUAUGUUAGUCGGGCGUUUGACUUGGGCAGGCAGUUUCUGUUUAAGUGGACAGUGAACUGGCGUUUUCUUCCCGAGGAUGUGUUCUUGAGUCGAUACUUCCACCUGGCUUUGCUUUUGGCUCACAUUACUACAUUGGUUCUGUUUGUGCUGAAGAGAUGGAAGAGGUCUGGGAACAGUAUUUGGUCUAUUCUAACAGAUCCGUCUGAGAGAAAAGAGACUGUACACAAGCUCAGUGCUGAUCAGACAGUUCUGGUUCUUUUCACUUCUAAUUUCAUUGGCAUGUGCUUCAGUAGAUCGCUGCAUUAUCAGUUUUAUGUCUGGUACUUCCAUACGCUGCCUUACCUGCUGUGGAGUGGAGGAGUCAAGAAACUUGCCCACCUGCUCAGGGUGUUGAUUCUGGGUCUGAUAGAGCUGUCCUGGAACACGUAUCCGUCCACCAACUACAGCUCUCUAUCACUGCAUGUCUGUCAUUUCAUCAUCCUGCUCUGUUUGUGGCUCAACCCGACCCCAGCUCUUCCAUCUCAGAAGUCAGAGAACAAAGCUAAGCGCCAUUGAACCCCAACCUGGCCAGGGCACUUGCCGUGUGGGAUGAUCCCUGGCCUCCAGCCCCGUCUCCAAGCUCCUGUACCAGAGGGACACACAGGGGCGGCCAGGGACCUGUGCCCGGAGUCGGUAUCAGGGAUUUUUGUUAAUGGAGGUAGUGUGAAGUUACUAUAUGGGGGUUUCAGAGACUACAAUGAUUCUCAGGAUUCUUAAGGACUAAUGUGAUGCACAGUCUGGGAUGUCGGAGUGGAAAAUGUGAAUGGAUAUUUAUUGGAAGGUCAUUUAAAAAUAUAAGGUAUAUAUAUUAAUUUUUUUGCAUCAUAUCAACACAGUUGACCUUUGAGACCUCAAGGAUCUCUUCUUGUUGGCAAAUGGACUCAUUCAGGACAGUUUAUUUGUACAAGAUGUUAUAUAUAAUAAAAUAUCUCUGCAUUUCAACAGUAAAGAGUUAGUACACCCAAAAAUUCUGUCAUUAAUUACUCACCCUCAUGUCGUUCCAAACCUGUAAGAUCUUUGUUCAAGUUCAGAACACAAAUUAAGAUAUUUUUCAUGACAUCUGAGAGCUUUCUGAACCUCAAUAAACUUUCAACACAACUACCACGUUCAAGGCCCAGAAAGGUAGUAAGGACAUUGUUAAAAUAGUCCAUGUGACAUCAGUGGUUCAACCGGAAAUGCACAGCAAUAUUUUAAAGAAUAAACCAAGACCUAAGGCACAAUGUAGAAUUCAGUAGCUUGCAUAUAGCAUGUGUCUUCCUCACCCUCACCUAAACACGGUGCAACACAUCUGGGUUCUACGUCAGAACACCUGCUCUUUUUUCCCCCCUUAAAAUAUCUCUCUUUAAGAAAAACUCAUACAGGUUUGGAACGACAUGGUGGUGAAUAAAUGAUGGCUGAACGUUCCUUUUUCUUUUUCUUUCUGAACUAUACCUUCAAUAGUUGAUUUUUCCAGCCAUGCACAAUUGUGUCUAUAAGCUCAACAGGAUUAUAGUUACAUUUAUAGGGCACAAAGGAUAGAUCAGCAUAGAUCUGCUUUUCCAUUUCUUUUUAGUAGUUUGUUUUCUGUCUUUGAUCUUUCUUUUCUUUUUUUUUUUUUGUGUUCUCUUUUUUUCUUUUCUAGCAUGAAGAGAGACGGAUUCAAUGCUGAAAUACUUAAUAUUUAGUGUCAUUUUUAUUUUUCUGUGAUGAAGAGUGAAUGAUUGUUCUUAUGAAUCUUAUUCUUAUGAUCUGCUUGCUGUUGGAUUUUUUUUUAUUUUUGCAUGAUAUGCAUUUGCUUAAUCCAAAGUGUAGUCUGUAAUCGCAAUACAAUUGUUGUCCAUGAUUUUAUUCCAUUUCCAAGUUUUUUGACAGGGUCAUGGGUACGAAAGUUUGGGCAAAGCCAGGCUGAAGGUACAGUGAAUGAUUAAAGCCCUUACUGUUUGAAACAACAGUAUCUUAAAACCUGAAGAAGCGUCAUUU